UGACAAGACUUAUCUCCUUUUUUUGGCGAGAGAGAGAGAGAGGGAGAGAGAGAGGCUGCAGGCAAGAGUGGGAUUGUUGUCGGUGCGAUGCCAGCACCACUUAGAUGCGGCACCGUGGUACGAGUUCCUCUUCCACGUGUGAGCGGCCACUUUCUCUUCCCUCCUUUUCUGCCACUACCCCGGCCCCCUUCAAGAUCACCGCCAUCGUCCCUAGCGCUUUUCCCUCGGUUGUGUUGUUGCAGGAUAGCGGGCUUCCAAUCGGGAUUGGUAGCUGCUGCCCUCCGCCUCUCGCCAAAAAUGGAGCUACAUGCUGGUGGUGAUUUUGAAAAGAACAAGCAAAUGGUGCGAAAAUUGCAGCUUUAUGGGGUGGCCAAAUCGAAGAGAGUGACAGAAGUAAUGGAGACUGUUGAUAGGGGAUGGUUUGUGCCUCCUGGAAAUGAUCCUUAUCUUGACAGUCCAAUGCCAAUUGGUUAUAAUGCAACUAUUUCUGCUCCUCAUAUGCAUGCUACGUGUCUUGAAUUGUUGCAGCAGCAUUUGCAGCCGGGGAUGCAUGCCUUAGAUGUUGGUUCAGGGACUGGUUAUCUAACUGCAUGCUUUGCGUUAAUGGUGGGAUCUGGAGGUCGUGCUGUAGGUGUCGAGCAUAUUCCUGAACUGGUGGCUAUCUCCAUUGAGAACAUUAAGAGAAGCGCUGCUGCACCAUUACUUGAGCAAGGUGUUCUCUCGGUGCAUGUUGGAGAUGGUCGAGAAGGAUCACCGCAUUCUGCUCCUUAUGAUGCCAUCCAUGUGGGAGCAUCUGCACCGGAAAUCCCAGCUCCCCUUGUUGCGCAGUUGAAGCCUGGUGGCAGAAUGGUGAUCCCUGUGGGAGAUCUCUUCCAGCAGUUGAAGGUUGUGGACAAGAGGCUUGAUGGUUCUCUUAGCGUCCGAACUGAAACGUCCGUAAGUUACGUCCCGUUGACCAGUCGGGCAGCACAGUUGCAGGAUUCUUGAUGCAGAAUGUUGUAACGUGAAAGUGUUCCUCUUGCAGUCUGGAAAAGGAGAAACUUUGUCUGUGUUUUUCCUUUUUCUUUUGUAAAUACUGUGUAGGUUUUAAUUGUAUGUAUAGGUUAAAUAAUCUCAGCUAAAACUAAGGUGCAUGUGGCAGAACUUAGUAAACUGUCUGUCCCUCUUGUACAGUGGCUCAGAAAAUCCAUAAAUCUCAUAUACUGUUGAAUA
Molecule: messenger RNA, 1212 nt
Organism: Nymphaea colorata (pocket water lily)
Lineage: Eukaryota; Viridiplantae; Streptophyta; Magnoliopsida; Nymphaeales; Nymphaeaceae
Product: protein-L-isoaspartate O-methyltransferase-like
Exons: 4
Coding region: 88-987 (299 amino acids)
Biological process (GO): protein modification process
Cellular component (GO): cytoplasm
Molecular function (GO): protein-L-isoaspartate (D-aspartate) O-methyltransferase activity
Source: RefSeq, a predicted model, not a curated record